Molecule: messenger RNA, 773 nt
Organism: Exaiptasia diaphana
Lineage: Eukaryota; Metazoa; Cnidaria; Anthozoa; Actiniaria; Aiptasiidae
Product: U3 small nucleolar RNA-associated protein 21 homolog
Exons: 4
Coding region: 10-486 (158 amino acids)
Biological process (GO): rRNA processing
Cellular component (GO): Pwp2p-containing subcomplex of 90S preribosome; small-subunit processome
Molecular function (GO): protein binding
Source: RefSeq, a predicted model, not a curated record
AUUUCCAAAAUGGCGGGCGUUAGUGGAAGUCAGCUAUUUUCACCUUUUAGGGCUCUUGGCUUCGUUGCGAAUCAAGUUCCUCUCGCUAUACAAGCUCAGGGACAGGAAAAUCUAGUAGCCACAGCUGUGGAUUCUUCAUUUCAUGUCUAUGAUUGUGCAAAGCUUAAUCUUCUUUUUGUUGGUCCUCCACAAGAAAAAGAAAUAACAUGCAUAACAGUUUAUGGACCUUUGAUUAUCACAGCUUCUGGGAAAAAUAUCCACUCAUGGAAACGUGGGAAACUGAACACAAUAACCCGGGAAUGGGAAAGAGACACUGGUGGGUUUGAUAACGAAGUGGCUAACAGGAUACUACGUUGCGAUAUCCAGUGGGUAGAUUGGAAGGGAAAUCUCGCAACGGUCGGUAGAGGAAAGACAGAAAAUCUUGACCUAGCACUUGCGGAACAAAGGGUUCAGAAAGGGGAGAUCAUUGGAGAUGUGAGAGUUUGACUUUCGAGACCUAAAUCGAGUCAUAGUGGGAGAAAUCACAACCAUGUCGAGAGCUGGGCUGAUUUUGCUUGUUUCACUAGGAUUGGUAGAAUUGGGAUUGAGGAAUGGGGAGUUUAUUUGAGGGGGCUUUUGAGGAUAGAACACAAACAGUGAAUACAGUGUUGGGAUAUUGCCAAUGUCUUGGCUAGGCGCAGGACGUGGCUGACCAAUAUUUUUGCCCAUACCUCAUUACAGCUGAGCAUGAAUGCGAGUGUUAUUGAAUAGAAUACUAUUCAUAACACUCGUAA